Molecule: messenger RNA, 1760 nt
Organism: Cuscuta campestris
Lineage: Eukaryota; Viridiplantae; Streptophyta; Magnoliopsida; Solanales; Convolvulaceae
Source: the annotation of a GenBank genome assembly
CUCAUUUUCACGUUUUUCAAAAGAAACGAAAAAGUUUUAAAUUUGUAACAAAGUCUAUUCACCCCCCUCUAGACUUUGUAUCUCACCACUUUGGGACCACCAAUUGGUAUCGGAGCGAACUUCUCACUAUCUACGUUUAGAUUAACGAGAAGCGAUCAUAAUGGUGAACAAUAUGGAUCACAGUUUGCCCAAGUUUUCUCUUCUAGGUUAUGAUGAUUGGAAGAUCAUGAUGGAAGCACAUCUCUACGCUCUACAUGACUGCAUGUGGAUGGUGCUUGAGGAUGGACCCUUGAAAAUCCAAAUGGAGAAUCCUGAGAGGAAUCCAGCAACUCCAGAUGUAGUCCAGUACAUUCCAAAGCCCAAAGAAAAAUGGGAUGAUAGAGAUUGCAAAAAGCACAAUCUGGACAACGUCGCCAAAGCAGCCAUCUUCAAGACACUUGAUCCCAUCACCUUUUCCAAGAUUAAGCAUCUCAAGACUGCCAUGGAGAUAUGGCAAGGUCUUGGGAAGCUAUGUGAGGGAUCAGAGGACUUGAGAAAGCAGAAAAUAGAGGUCUUUCUUGAGAAGUUCAAAAACUUUAAAAUUCUUCCCGGAGAAUCAUUUGAUAUGUUGGACGAAAGAUUCCACAAAAUCUUAAAUGAUCUUGCAUCACUUAACCACGUUCUUUCUCCCAAAGAAAAGAAUGUAAGAACCUAUGAGCACGAGCUGAAGAAGAAGAAGGAAGAACAAGUCACUCCCUUCCCUACGGCAUUGAUGACAACUCCAAGAGUCCCAUCAAGUGAAGGGACAUGCACAAGAAACUGUGACACACCUUCCUCCAGCCAGCCGUCAAGCUCAAAAAUGGAGAACUACGAUGAGGAAUUUGCCAUGAUGGUCAAACAAUUCCGGAAGUUCAAGAAGUUCUUCAAGAAGGCUGACUCAGUCAGAAGGCCAUCCAAGGGAAAGCCACAGGUAAGUGACUCCCCUCCUAAAUCUUAUUUAUGUUAUAACUGCAGGAAGCCUGGUCACUGGAAGUCAGCAUGCCCGUACCCAAAGGUGGAGAAGUACGGAGAAAGAGAAAGGAACGAGAAGAAAAAGAAGGCAAUGGUUGCUGCUGAAAGUGACGAGUCAUCCAGCUCAAGCUCAGAUGAAGAAGCCCUCGUCUGCAUGGAGCGCAGAGUUGAGAAGUCCAACCAUGAGGAUAGGUGGACUAUCAUACCAACUUCUGAAAAUCUUUUUGACCAGUUCAAAAAGAUGAUGGAAGAUUUUGAGGAAAUAAAUCUCAAACAUUCAUCCUUAACAGAGGAGAACAAACUAUUGAGUGAAGAGAAUCUCAAGUUGACUGAAAGUCGGAAAAGUCAACUGAAUGAGAUCACUCAACUCAAGACUGAAAAUGAAUCUCUCUCUGAAAAGGUGAAAUCCCUUAACAAAGAGCUAGGGAUACUUAAGUCCAAAGAAGCAGUGGACAAGCUUUUUGAAACGACCAAACAAAAGGGUCGUGAAGGACUUGGGUUUGACCCCUCUAGUUCCAAAAGGAAAGGGAGAACAACUUUCAUCCCUCCUAAACCUACUGCCAAACCAAAUAAGCAGAAAGGAAAAUAAAAGGAGAAACCAACAGAAGUUCCCAAAAAGGUAGUCCCUCCUAAGAACUAUAGGAAGCUGGACAGACCUCAAAGAGAAAUAAUUUCAGAAGAAAAACUUCUAACCCCCACUAUACACAAGGUGUAACACCCUAAUCCGUCCAGGUCUCCAGCCCCUUUCGGACUAAAGUAUUAACUUGGUA